AUGCUUUGGUUUUUCUGGCUUUUGAUAUACUCAGAAAAUGACGCACCCUUCUUUCCACAAGCUUCUUCUACCCUCCACUCUCCAACCCAACCAACUGGUACCUUAAUUUUCCCUCAUUCUUCCACUUUUUUUUGUGGAUUUUUUGUUUUACUUUUUGGAGUUGGUAUUGUUAUUUUUAUGGUGUUUGAGGAAUUUGAGAGAGUGAGAAAAGCAAGCUGGUUGAGUGAUAGUGAAGAAAAAUCAGAAAAUUUCUUUUGGGGACAAGGUCUUGAUAUUUUAGAAGACACAGUUCUUUGUAUUAUUGACUCACUCGAAAUUAGUAACAUCAUUGUAUUACAAAAAUUACCAAUAUUCGGAUAUGAAUUGCAGAGGCUUCCAGAUGAUUUUAUGAGGACAUAUGGGGGUCAACUUUCUCCAAUUGUUACCCUCUCUGUUCCUGAUGGUAGUGUCUGGCGUGUAGGAUUGAAAAAGGCAGAUAACAAGUAUUGGUUCCUUGAUGGUUGGCAAGAGUUUGUUCAACACUAUUCCAUUGGCGUUGGAUACUUGUUGGCUUUCAGAUACGAAGGAAAGUCAUCUUUCAAUGUUCAUAUUUUUAAUUUGGCAACUUCUGAGAUAAACUAUCAAUCAGCCAUGCGAUGCAGUAACGAAGGGCCUCACUUUGCAAAUCUUCUUAAAUUUUUUGAAGAAAUGGAUGAUGGAGAUUCCAUUGAAAUCCUGGAUUCAUCACCCUCCCACCUUGCUCCCAGUUCAUUGAAAAAUAAAGUUCAUGCAGGAUCAGUAGAUAAAAUGUCUUCUGGAAAGAGUUACACACCUCCAGCAUUGCAGAAUUUGUUCAAUGGAUCUAAAUUAAAUAGCAUAAACUGGGGAGAGGGUGGUAAUGCCCAUUGUUCAAAAAGUGCCAAUUCACUAGAUAAUCGAUUGACCAGAGACAUAGGAGUUCAAUUUAAUGCAGUAGAGUUUAAAAGAUCAACUGAAGAAUUGAAAUUACGUGCUUCCAUGGAGGAAAGGAUGAAAAAAAUUGCAAGAAAGAAGCGGAAAUCAGGUCUUAUAGUAGUCUCUUUAACUAAUUUUUCUUUCUAUGAUCUGGUUAUCUACAAAUUGUACUUUAAGAUCAAUACAAUUUGUGGAAGUGCAGAUGGCCAGGAACCCUCUGCUGAGCACGAAGAGGAAGUCGAAAUGCGCUUUAGAUUUUAUGAAAGUGCUUCUGCAAGAAAAAGAACCGUGACAGCAGAAGAAAGAGAGAGGGCCAUCACUGCAGCCAAAGCAUUUGAACCACCUAAUCCUUUCUGUAGGGUUGUUCUGCGGCCCUCAUACCUAUAUAGGGGAUGCAUAAUGUAUCUGCCAUCAUGCUUUGCAGAAAAACACUUGAAUGGAGUUUCAGGGUUUAUCAAACUUCAGAUCUCUAAUGGGAGACAGUGGCCGGUUCGGUGCCUUUAUAGGGGAGGUAGAGCCAAGUUAAGCCAAGGGUGGUUUGAAUUUUCACUAGAGAACAAUUUAGGGGAAGGUGAUGUAUGUGUUUUUGAGCUUCUUAGAAUGAAAGAAGUGGUGCUGCAAGUUACUGUGUUUCGCAUUAAUGAGGAUGAUGUGGGAUUGCUGAGUCCUCCUCCAUUGCAGCAGAAUCAAACCAUGAGCUCAGUUAAACUGCUGAACACUCCCUUGCAGCAGCAACACCACCUUACUUCAACUAAAAUGGUUGUGCAGGGAGCAAAACAAUUUCAUUGUUUUGAAUAUGAAAAUGCUAAAUUUCCAGAAAUUUUGGAUAGCUCGAUGACUGGUGCAGAGAAAUACCCUGACUUCUUCAAAGUCUUCCUUCGAGAUCAACACCACGAAAGAAUGCUUAUUCCAAAUGCUUUUGUGAAGUUGCCAGGGUUACUGGGAAGGAUCCCUGAGGAUAUUCUCCUCAGGAAUGGUAGUGGGAGAGUGUGGCAUGUUAAAACACGUUUUUUUGGAGACAAAUUAUAUUUCGAUGAUGGGUGGAAAAUUUUUCAUGAAGAAAACUGCUUAGAAAAUGCAGAUUUUCUAGUAUUUAGAUAUGAUGGGGUUAGUGAGUUCAGGGUCACAAUCCUUGAAAUAUCAACACAGUGUGAGAAAACUCUGGUAAAGAUGGAGGAGGAGGAGAAUGAUGAAGAGCAAGCACCAGCACAAGAAAUUGAGGAGAAAGUGAUAAUAACACAGGAGGAACCAACUGAGGACUGUGACAUGGAGGACGAGGAAGACAGCCAAGAUCAGGACUAUGAUGACGACAAUGACGAUAGUGAUUUUCAUGAUGAUGAUGAUGAUGAGAACACGGAGAUGGAAGAAGAUAGUGAAGAAGAAAACGGUGUGAGUCCUGUGGGAUACACGAGUCAAAGUUAUCGCAAAGCUUGCAGAAGGGACACCGGAUCAAGUUCCUACCUCCGGACUGAAGACCCUCUUAAAGAAGAUGAAUUUGAUCCAGACAUGUGCAUUCAGCCAGAGAAUAAUUUUUUUGAAGCAAAACUCUACAGAAGUAGACCCAACGAAUUGCAUAUUCCAGGAAUUGCCAUUCAAGACUUUUCCCUUACUUUUCCUGAAAAGAUUACCCUUAAAUGUUGUCAACACUGCCAGCGUAAGGACAUUCAAAGAAACAAAUUGCAAAUGUAUCAUCUCAACUUGGCACAACAGGCACCCAUCCGCAAAAGAUAUUUGGAAGUGACAGGAAAAGUGUGUAGGUGGCAAGAUGAUAGAAUAUGUAUCAAGGGUUGGGCAAACUUCAGUAGAAGGAACAAGAUAAAAAAUAAUGAUAUAUGCAUCUGCGAAGUUAUAUCAGAGGAAGACCAAGUAGUAAGAACACUUCUGGUGCACGUUAUUGGUGCUAGGAGGGAAUAA
This is a messenger RNA of Sphenostylis stenocarpa, 2847 nucleotides long. Lineage: Eukaryota; Viridiplantae; Streptophyta; Magnoliopsida; Fabales; Fabaceae. The record is from the annotation of a GenBank genome assembly.